Messenger RNA from Topomyia yanbarensis, 25467 nucleotides. Its product is annotated as mucin-2. Lineage: Eukaryota; Metazoa; Arthropoda; Insecta; Diptera; Culicidae. The record is from RefSeq and is a predicted model, not a curated record. Bases 1292 to 4921 code for a protein of 1209 amino acids. The transcript is spliced from 10 exons.
AGGUACCUUCUCCUGCCGAAUCGAGUCUAGCUGGUGCUUGAACGUGUUCCGAAUCAAACGGAUUGCUUUCUUUCCCUCCUUUUGAUUUCUGUGUUCUGUGCAAUCCGCAGAAAACUUUGAAGGUGCGGGAUCGUCCUACACGACGAGCACAUUACGCGAUCGUGACCAGAAUCGAUCGUGCUGACAUUUCCAGAACCUUUUGGGAUUGGCCAAAGCAAACCCCGAUACUAAUUGUGUGUGUGUGGCGGAAAGAGAAAUCUGUGUAAGCCUACUGCAAAACCCCGUUCGCAGUUAGUUCCGUUGCGAAGCUUAUUGACACGUGUUAGUCUCGGUGUUUGUUUAUUUUUUUAUUUCGCUUCCUCCGAAGAAAGGUGUGCUGAUGAUAGUUUCUCAUUUUUCAUCUCCAAGUGAAUGCAGUGAUUUUUAAAAGUGUAUGUGUUUAGUACUAGCCGUUGCAUUGCUGCAGUGCGGUUUCGUCCGAGGCGAAGAAGUUUAACGCGAGGAAAGUUUGAAAGAAAGGGAAUGUGAUGCAAAGGCGAUAGCUUAUUCGCUCGUAGUAAAUUGGUUGUUUGAGUGUAGCCUCAAGUGACACAUAUUUUUUUUUGCUUUUGUUUAUGGAAGAGGCCCGGUCGGGGGGUAGCGUAGAGAUAAAUUAUAAGCCGAGUGACGAGAGGUGUAUCAAAUCGACGGAUUCUCGAGGUUUUCCACAAGUUGGAUGGAAAAUCGUGACUGGCGAGACAUAAGAUAAACACUAGACUAUACUAGCUGGGAGAGCUUUUGCUUUUGAUUAAAGACUUGAGACUAGCGUUGGAAGGAGAGGGAAGACAUCUUCGACAGAGAAAGGUUCCCUGCAACGGAGAGAACUGAGCGAAAUUCAGCAAUUUCAUAAGAAUCAACAAUUGAAAGGUGUCAACAAUUAAACGUAGUAGAACAAUACGAUAGACGAAAUUUCUCCGAUAACGCACCGUUCAUAACCGUCAGCAAAUAAUCUGCCGGCUGAAACACGGCGACGUUGUGCAACAAGAAGAGAAGAAAAAACCUCCCAGCGAAAGAGACGCGACACACCGUGGAGACCCUGUGCGACAGCGGGACCGUCGCGACAUCGAAUCUACGAGCAGCGUGUAUAGCAAGCUCCAAAUUGAACUGACGGAAAGCAACACAUGAUGUUGCAUCGGUAGAGUUCAACUGCCUUCAAUAAUCUUCAGUGUCCUUUGAGUAGUGUUCAAGAACAAAGAACAGCAAGUUUCAUACAAGUUUGGAGAAAAUCGUAGUACCCAGCCCAGCGUUCAAAAUGGAGCUCCGUUUGGAGAUUUUGUUAUGCGUCCUGAUUAACGUACUACUUGUCAACUCAGCCGUUUACACUCCGGGAAAUGGUCCUGUGUACAACCCAAAUGGCAAUGCUGGCGUUCAAGCUAUCGUCCCGACACAGGUCAACAACCCUGGCUACCUGGUCACCCAGACCGUGUACGGAUUCCUGGAUUUCACCACCACCAUCGGUAAUACGGUGAUGAUCUUUUCUCCCCAAAGUGCGGCAGCAGCUAUAACAGAGCCUCCGAAAACGACACCGGCCCCUCCGCCGGUGAUCGAAACUUCACCUCCACCUACUCCUUCCACAACAACGGCCGCGGCACUGGCCGAGGAGAUAAAACCAAGCAAAACGGUGAUUCUUCCCGUGCAAGCCAAGGAAAGGGUCAGCGUUGUGCAACCGUUCGUGGUGAAACCCAACGUUCCUGUUAAAUUCGUCCAGAAAUCGAUCCUCCCGGCCAAGGUUAAACCGAUCGGUAAACCGAAACCGAAAGUUGCGAUCGUCGAAGUUACUCCGGUAACUCCGGAGCCCCAACCCGCUGUGGUGGAAGAGCAGGAAAAAAUCGAACCCGUCCGAGUGCAGGUGGUGAAACCGCAAGCCCCGAUCAUCAAAGUGGUGACAGCGAAGGUGGCCGUGACAACUGAGAAGGAAGUGAUUACCCCGGAGCCACAGGUGGAAAUAGUUCACGAAGAAGAAGAAGACCAUGAACAGGACGAAGAACAGCAUGAGCCAGAAGAAGAGGUUGAGGAUAAUGAAGAAGAAGAAAAUGAGGAAGAAGCUCAGCAAUCUAAAGCAGAUGAGUCUGGUAAGAAGGAAGAACAUGUAGCGGAGGAACAAGAAGAAGAAGAAGAAGAAGUACAAGAGGAACCGGAGGAACACGAGGUAGUAGAGGAAAAGAAAAUUGCCCCCGUGGAAGCUCCAAAACCGAAACAAUCUACAGAAGAACCGACUAUCCAAGCUGAACAGAAGGAACACUCCCCGAUUGUAUUCUCAACAAUCACGGAAGAGAAUGAAACCGAACGCGACGAAGAACCGGAAGAAGACGAAGCGGAUGAUGAAGACGAACCAGCACCGGUGCUACAGAUUGGCAACAACAUCGCUCCCGAGCCGGAGUAUGACUUCCUCUCCCGACAGCCAUCGGAGUUCGUGGAAGAGACCUACCGGGUAGUGAAUUUGAAGCCAACGGCCACGACCAGCACGGCACCAACAACGACCGCCCCCAAAGUGAAGGGCAAACGGGGACAAGGUAAUGCAGCAGCCGCAGCCUCCGUCGCCUCCGCUCCCGUUGCCGAGGGUCAACCGAAACGGGCUCCGGGUCCGAAGGUAAGUCCCAGUCCAACGCUACGAAUACUGAAAACUGCUGCGCCGAAUCCGAACAAAACCCCGCGCUACAAUCCGGAAGCGGCUUCGAUCAUCACACCAUCCCCGUCGGCGCAGCAAGCGUUGGAGGACACUGGGCUGCCGCUGGAAAAUCUCUUCGCCAGCCAACCGAGCUCCAGCCUGGUACGGCCAUCGCGCCGUCUCAGCGGACCCGGAGUUAACCUGAACGGCGGAAGCUUCAAGAAUCGGCUGAAGAAUCGCAUCAUCAAGGAGGACAACGAUCUGCAGGAUCGUUCCGAUUCGGACGAACCGGUCGGUCCGCCGGCCACCACCUCCGCCAGCUUUGGUAAUGGGAAGAAAACUAACCGCUACCGUAACACGCAAACCGUCAAACCUAACCAUGGCGGCAAAAACACUCGCUAUAACCGAUUCUCUACAUCUAGUGUGGAACUGGCGACGGUGUCCGUUUUCAGUGAACCUUCUUCUACCACUCCCGCCUACGCAAACAGGCGUAACAAAGCUUCUCGUAACAGUUUCAAGCCUAGCCUUACCAACAGCAGUCCAUCGUCGUCGUCUUCGUCAUCAUCAUCGUCCAAGUCAUCCCCGCCGUCGUAUUCAUCCCGGCAGCAGGAUCAACACCAGCAGGAACAGGAAGCGAACCGUCGAUCGUUCAAACCGAACUUACGGCCUACCCCACCGGAUGGUGAGUCCAGCACGACCAGCACCAGUCUGUACAAGUUCAAGCUGAACCGCUCACCGGGUCGCUGGCAGUACAAGAGUCCCCCGAAACCGACCGUCAAUAUCCGAAAGCAGAGUCCGAAAGUACGCGAUCCGGUGGAGAACCUCACGGCGGCCCCAGUGUACGAUACCUCGGUACAGUACAACGACAUCGCCCAGAAUCCCGAUCAUCCGGAGAAGGUCGACACGGACGCCGAUCUGGACCAGUCCGGUUCGGUGAAUGGAAAUGUGCUGAACGAUGCGGAAAAUGAUAAUCAGAUCGAGCAUCGGUAUCCGAUUGAGACGAUCAAGGUGGAGAUUUCAACGCCGGUGGAUUUUAAGGAUACUUACUUCGAGAUUGCUACCAUCAAGUCACCCUACACCUUCCAGGUUGGCACCGUGAAGAAUACUCGUUACAUCACCGUGACGUCGACUUUCGAGAAGACGUUGGAGCAGGAAACAGCUACCAUCACUCCUUCGUUGGUCGAACCGCUGACGGAAAACAUCCUCGCCACAACGACUCACCUAGAUAAGGAAAGUAAUUUGCUGGAUUCCAGUAUUGCAACUCUUCCUCCAAUUACCCUAACGGGUGAUAUGGGGACUCCUCCGCUGGAAACGUUGACAGAAACAUUCAGCACUACCCAGGCUAUGUUGAAGACCCACAUUCUUCCGGUUAUCCGAGAAGGUGCGGACGCUACGAGUUACACGCUGAUUCAAACCUAUCACAUUACACGGUUGGUGACUGCCACGAAAACACUUCCCCCGAUGGAACUGUACCAUUUCGUACCGUCGAAGACGUUGAACGAGUUCAACAGCCGCCUGGAUGAGGCCGGUUCAGAGUUGCACUUGGAGUUGGAGUUUGGCGAUGACAACGAAGAGGAUGAAGACAAGCCUAAACUUCCCUCGGAUCUGGACCUGUCCAGCAUUGGAUCCGAUUUUGAUUUAUCGGAGGUCGACAAGACUAACAUUCCGGUGAAUAUUCGACCGAAGAAGAGGAUCGCUGGUCACAAGGAAGGUAACAAGAUAACCACGGAAGCUCCCGUUACGACUCCAAGUCUCACACCGGAUCAGCUGCAACAGUUGGCACUGCUAAGGCUACUGAAUCCGGCAGCGGCAGCUCAGAUUCCUUCGGUGAUCACCUCAUCCAAACCAGUCGUGAAACUGGAAACGGUCUACGAAUCGCACGUCCUCCCGAUCAUCAACGGUCAGAACACCAUCUUCAGCACCAUUUCGCGUCCGAUCGGAACCAUCACCAAGACAAACUACGAAGUCGUCACGACGACACUGCCCUCGCUGCCCAUUCCUCCGAUUCCACAGCUGAACCCAUUCCAGCCGCAGCCCCAGGUGCAGCUUCAAUCAACGCCCGUCGUCACGCAAACCGUCGUCACCGAAACGAACAGCAAGGUGCUGAAGCUGACCUUCGGCGCGAAGACGGCCUACACGACACUGUACUCGACAACCGUGGUACCAACGCAGCUGACCACCUACCUGACGCAGUCCGUUGCCGUUCAACCGACGGCGGCCGCUUUCCCGGGCUACUUCCCGGCACCGUACGCUCCCUUCCCGUACGUGGGAUAGACAGCAUGAGGUACUAUCAACUUUUAGGUUAGAAUAACGAAUUUUCUAGGACAAUAAUUUAGAUUUAAUUGUAGUGUAACGCGCCCGACUCGAUUCCCAUCCCUUCGGCUAGUGAUGUGUGGAGCAUUCUUAUGCGUGUCUUACCACCCCGUUCUCGCACUAAUGAUCCCUUUUGAGGUGGAAGAGCUAAAUUUAUGUUUCUUUGUUGAUCGUUGAAUGUCGCGGGAGUGCGUGGUACGCAAUAAAAAAACAGAACGCAGCUACCGUGAAGGAAACACGGGUAAUUACCAGUUUCUUAGUGCUUCCCCAUGUGUUGUUGGCCCGGAACGAUGGCUACAGCCUACUUCGUCGGUUUUCCGUGCGAUAAAUUUUGCCAAGUAGUUGAAAAAUCUGCGAGGGUUGGCUAAAUUGCACGUUGAUACAAGAUUGAUGGCUUUGUCGAACAAGGGGUAACUGGAUGUUUUUUUUUCGAAAAGUAAAAUUUGACAGGUUUCACAAAUAACCUCACUUUUAUUUCCAUUUCAAAAAUUUAUUGAACAUACAUUUGACGAAAGAAUGGAGCCUAUUUCUAAGCGAACCCAGAAGCAUCCCAAUCCCGUUUACGCACGAUUGACCUGUGAGUACCGAUAAGACGAUCGACUGCUCACAGGACAGCGGCACCAGCGCCGGACGGCAUCCAAUCCAAUCAAAAUCUAAUAUCAUUCGGUCAGGUAAAGAAAACGGAACUUACUUCUUCAGUUUCCUGCAGGAAGUUAUUGUUCCCGAGUAUAACGAACAAGGGGUGGCACGGUCAUAAUAAAAACAACAACAACAACAACCAUUAUUUCAAACCCUCGCCUUCCUGAUAGCCGUAAUAAAGAAGCGCCAUUGUUUACCGCCUGCUUGGAUGACGGGCGGGAUGGGGGAGCUGAUUGCAACGUCUCUAAGAAGUUGUCUAGAAGCAUAAAUUUCCCUGAUAUACGAUUAUCACUUGCUUAUGGGUUUUGCGUUGUUUACCUAUGACGGCGAGAACGACAUUUUUACGACCAUAUGGGCUGGGCUAUUUAAUAACGUUGCCGUUGUCGGUUGGUCGAUCCGGAAAACUGGAACCGGUCGUGGGUGUCGUCCUUGUGCGAAAGUUUGUUUGUUCAGUUCCGACAAUCGCUCGUAAGGGCGGAUUUUCGAACCGAUCAAUUUCCCGGAGGCUUCCGAGCGAAAAAUUAAAUAUUUGCCUAUUCUAAAAUAUUGCUUUCGAAAUUCCACCAGAGGCGCUGUCAUAAAAUGAAACGAAACGAAACGAGCGAAAUAUUUCAGGGUUGCGUACCAUGUCGGAAACUUUUUUGGCGAGUAACGAAAGGGUUCGGUGAUGAUGGCAACAUUGAUGGUCAGCCUUAACGAUUGCUGAGGUCAUCAACGUCGUUAGCCGUUUAUCGCCUUGCGUGUGGCACGUAAGAGUAUUGAGUUUUGGUCGGAUCAAGGAAUUUUUUUGAUUGGCACUAUUUUGAGGAUCAAAAGAUUGAUGUGUGUCGAUAUUAGAAUGACGUGAUGAUUUUUUUUUGUAUUUCGGGGUAGAUCCAUUCUUAGAUCAUUCUGGGUCCCUGGGAACUGUUGAAUUAGCGAGCCCUCUGAGAUCGAAAAAACUGGUACAGAUGCUUUUUAUGGUGAUAAAAUGUCAAAUUUUUGGGCAAAUCGAAAAGAAACCUUGGUUUCAAGGAAAAUACCAAAUUUGACGCUGUUGUGUAGCCAUAUUUGAGUAAUACUUUCGAAACAAGAGGAUCAGGUUGAAACGUUGAACAAAUUCUACUGUGAAAGAAUAUUGCAAUAACACAAUAUUUUCAGAUAUUUUACAAAAAAAUUCUCCUACAAUCCUGGAUUCAGUGCCAUAAGCUGCCUGAUACCCCAGUCAAAAUUCACGAAAAUAACGUCAAUUUUUUCUAAGAAGUUCGAAUAUCUGAAUUUGGUAUUGUGAGUUUGUUCACGAGUUCCUGGAAAUAUUCUGUUCAGGCUAAAAGGAUCCUUAUAUCUAGGUAUUCUGGUUAUUUUUUUCCUGAAUUUCUGAUUUAUUAGACCCUUUUUCUUGAUACUUAUAUUGCCGAAUAGAUUCCUGAGAUCGAAGAUUUCUACUCCGUAACCUGAACUCCAUAACUGCCACUCUUGAAUCAAGUGCAUUGGAUUAUCGGAGAAUCGAUUCCUCUGCUCUCAUUCAGUAUAGAAACAUUCCGAUUGGGCAUCUCUCAUCGCACUAAAUCUCGGUGGGGAUGUAACUGCGCUGUUUUGUAAUAAUUUGUUUCAAUGGCUUUGCUCAACUUUACCUUCUGUGAAACGACCCAUUUUUCUUCCGUUGACUACACUAUAUCUGCACGAGCUAAAACGGGAGCUCGACGUUUAGCAGCGAAAACAUCGUCGUUGGCGUACUUGCAGAACAAAACACAUUUUUAAAAAGUCUGUCAAGAAUAUUGUGGAUUGAGUCACGGCUUAUGUAAAGCAUACACCAUGCGGGUUCAGACGAAUCUUUUUUGUUCGUGUUUAUUUUCCGACGGCCUAUGUCCGCGUUGACCCCGACAGCAGAGAAGUGACUUCACUGUCGGGACCCCUAGAUAUCGGCCCAUCAACAUAUGGACCGGGUCUAACGGGUUCGCGUUCCGUACAAGAUUUUCCACCUCAAAAAAUCUCAACGACCUCGGCUGGGAUUGAACCUAGACCCACUGGGAUGAGAAGUGGUCACGCGUACCACCAUUACCUACCGUCGCGAAAAAGUUCAACAAUACCACUCAACAUUUGUCUGGACGAGAUUGAAUCAUCGUCUGCCUUGGGUUCGUGUGAGUUGUUUGCUAAGUUUUUCGUUUUUUUUGUCUUUGCUGACAAUACCGCCUCCGACAAGGAAGCCGAAACUUCUGUGCGCGACACACCUCCAUCAGCUAUGCGAAAAUGAUGAAAAAGGUGUGUCAGUAAUGUCAGAGACAUAACCGAAGGGAAAUAGAAUGCACUUUAGGCUGUAAAUACGAAUGCUGCAAUUUUUACUAUCUUCUGAAAGAUUGUAUUAAAACUAGUGAUGGAAAUACCGAAAUAUCGGAGAUCAUACAUCGAAAUCUAAAAUAUUUGAACACAUGGUUUCUGAAAAGGGCCUUUAAUAACUUGAAUUCAUACGACAACAUCAAUAAUAUCUUGCAGAAGAUUCGCAUUAUCAACAUAAAAAAUAUUCUAUUUCAUUUUGAUUAUGUCUCUGACAUGUCCCAUUGGUUUAUUAACCUGUGAAUCGUCAAAAUGUAAUAAAUUACCGAACCAUUACUAAGCCAUCAGCAGUGUCUAAGAUACUUGAAAUGGUUGUUUCUACGGGUAAACACUAAUCUUCUAGAUUUUACGUCAAUUUGCUUUGGCACAAAUAGAAGCAGUGUAUACAGAUUUGAAAGCUGCAUUCGUAAUGUAGUAACUGUCAUGACUGGACGCAUGACUGAAUUUUGUUGAAUGGCUAGGUUCGAGUCCCUCGUGUACAGUUUGGCACGUCUCUUCGUUAUUCCCGAAAAAAUGUGGCGAAGUCACUCAAAGUAGCAACGUGGAAUCUCUAUUGCUCGUAUUGUUUUUCAACGUUUUUGCUGGAUCAUUGAUGCAAACUAAUUAACCCUAGAAUGUUGCACUUGCGUUUUCCACCCUAGAACGUUGCACUGGGGUACAAAUGUACCCCACGCGUUUGAUCGCAAUUUUCACAGGUAAAAAUGCAAACAAAUAAAUGUAUAAUACAUCAUUUUCUUCGUAUUUUAAUUGCAAAAACAGCUGUGCGAGGUAAAGUACGGAAUUUAUUGAAUCAAUGAUACAGACAUUGGCUUGAACAAAAAAAAUUGAAAGAGUCGCGGUUUUCACUUUCUUAACAAAAAUUACUAUAACUUUGCGAAUUUUCAACCGAUUUGAAAAAAAAUCAAAUGAUUCUAAAAGUUGAAUGAAUUGUCUAGAAACGGUAUAAAAUGGAAUUUCGACAUUUUUGAAAAAGUGCAAUUAUUUUGGAGAGUGAAUGUUUAAAAAUCGGGUUUUGGAAAAUACCACGAAAUGGGGUGGAAAUUGAAAUGUAAAAAAUAUUUCUGAUCAGUAAUACAUUGGUAACACGCAACGUUACUGCUAUAGCAGUAACUGUGCGCAAAUUAUAUUUGCGAGUCAUUAAAAAUAAACAAUAAAACAAUAAAAAUCAGCAAGCAAACCUGAGAACGAUUUUUUUUCUAAUUCAAAAUUUAAUUAAAUAAUUGAGUAAAUGAUUAAAAACGAUUAUAUAAUACUAAUUGUUACAUAUGUAGUAAAACAACUAGUAUUUAAACUGGUAUUGUCGCGAAUCACAUUGUCACUGACAGCACGAAACCUGACGAAAACAUUAACGACGACCGUACACUGGGGUACAAAUGUACCCCACGCCAACUUUGUCACCUACUUCCACGAAGGCUAUAAGCAAACUGGCUAUACAACCUUGUCCUACUCUUACCAGGAACUCUAAAUUGUGGUUAGGGUCCAGGGUCAGUAAACGCCGAAUUCUCAUCUUCACACGGCUCCAAAGAAGACGUGGGGUACAUUUGUACCCCACGUGCAACGUGCUAGGGUUAACGUCGAUGAUUUAAAGUUACCAAUCGACGACUACGUCCGCUUUAAAGGGAAUCUGGAUUCAUGGCUAGUGUCCUGGAAAACUGGCAAACUGCGAAAUGAGAAAUUGUAAAUUUCCACCGCGUAGUCAGCCCGAUAUGUUUCCAACACUAAAUCGAUGGGAUCUUGAAAGCAAUCCGAAAGCUAGGUUUUAUUUUUAAAAUCCGUCGAUAAUUUAGGAAUUCGAACUGUAUGUAAUACGUGAUACUGUUCGCUGGUUCGCCCACUGUCUGAAAAUACUUCUUCAAUUUGGAGUACUCAUAGCUUACUUGGAACUUAAACAACACACUUAAAUUCAAUUACCUACUAGUAGGUAAGGUUAAUCUGCUGUCUUUGAUUCGCUGCCAUAAAUCAAGAGGCAGGGAUUGAUUUUUUUACUCCAAAUGAAAUGGAUGAAAUUUAGUCAGCUUUGAGGUAUAUUUAAUUAUUUUUUGGUAAAAUCGCCUUGUCUUUCUUUCAUUUUUCGUUGGAGGAGGUAGGGUGCACAGGCUUCAGAUUACCUACUGCUGGAUAAUGCAAGUUUUCCGUCAACGAAAAAAAUUACUCGCCAAAAAUUCUCUCUCGCUCUCUGCUUGGCUUUCGCGCCGCCUCACAAUGGUCUAGAAGUUCGACUCCCGAGACACAAUGUGGGACAAUAUAGGGACCAUACUGAGCCCGCUACAGUUAAUCAACUCUAUAAUGCACCAAAAAUAUACCAUCCUUGGUAUUGUCCUUUGAAAACAGGAUUGAUAAAACUGCGAAAAGUGUUGGUUUUUCUCAACGUAAUCAGUUCAUUCCUAUUAUAUUUUGUAGUAACUUCGACUAAUCUUUCAAUACAAGCGUUUCAAAAUGUCGGACAAACAGGAGUGAUAGUUUUUGAGCGGUAAUAAAUUGUUAUUGUACUGAACGGAAAUGCAGAAUUUUUGCACCAAUCAGUAGAAAAAAUGUUCACUAAUUUUAUAUUAAUUUUCGAAGUACUAUCUAUAUGUGAUAUAAAUAACGAUAGUUGGAUUCUUGGACUUGGAUCAUCUUAUUGAUUCUGGGAUAAUUACAUUCUUGGAUGCAUGAGUUCUAAUAUUAAUAAUGUGGAUUCGUGGGCUACUUGAUUUAUAUCUGAACGGAUUUACAGUUUUAUAAAUCCAUGGAUUGGAAUAAAAAAAUCAAAGAUUCUUGCAUUUGUAUAUUGUUGAAUUCAAAGAUCCUUAUAUUUGUAAUUGACCGGAUGCUUCAUUCCUGACUUCGCGUUGAACAUAGAAGUUUCGAAAUUGUUUAUUUAUUGAAGGAUUGUUCCCAACACUUGUAACUAUUUAUAAGAAGAUGUAUUGUAUUCCGGUUUUCUUCCAAGCUUAAAAAGUGACCUGAUUCUUGGUUUUCUAUACUUCAAAAUUCCUGAUUUCAGGGAAUUGAGGAUUCCUGGAUUCCUUUACUCUUAGAUCAUUAUUUGGGCACUUGAAGGUUGGGUAAAUUUUAUUCUUGGAUCUGUGGAGGAUUUUAUUCUGUAUGCUGUAAUAACUUUUCAAUUUGAUGGAGCUUAAAUUCACUAAUUCUUGGAUAUAUGGGCUUCAUGGGCUUUUGGAUCCAAAUAUUCUAUUCGUAAGUUUGUACAUUCUUGGAUUUCUUGACUUCUGUAUCUUAAAUUCUUUGUCAAAUAUACUUAGAUUGAUUAGCUAUAAGAAGAUCAUAUUUUAGGAUUAUAUCAUAAAGGAAUAAAGUCCGAGAUUACAGAAUUCUUGGAUUGAUAUUUUUAUUGCUAUUGCUUAUGGGUUAGGUGAAUAAUUUAUUGAACUCCGAGAAUCUUCGAUACCUAGGGUCCUGGGAAUUUUAAUUUCUGGUGUACAAGAUUCCUUUGUCUAUAUAAUUUAACAUUCUUAAAUUAUUUAAUCCUUGUUUUUUCUUUGGUGGAUUCUUGUAUAUUCCUGUAUUCUAUGAUUUUAUAAUAUUAUGCUGAAUUUUCUAACUCUCGAAUGAUUGUGGUCCAGGAUUCUGAGAUUUGCGGAUUUGUGGAUUCCACAAUUCUUGGACUGUUUGAUUCAUACAUUUCUAAAUACAUAAAUUUUUACACCCUUAGAUGAAUUAGAUUUUCGGUGAAAUUGAAUUCCACUCAUCCAGCUUGGAAUCAUGAAUUUUUACAUUUUGUUGACUUUUCUAUUUGAAGAUACUUGGGUUCUUCCUUUCUUGGUCAUUUGGACUUCUGGGAUCAUAUAUUCUUGGACGAUUGGAUUUAAGGAUUAAUGGUUUUCUACACCCUCGGAAUUCUUGGUUUCGGAUAUUCGGUUUGAGAUUCUUGGUUUACUGUAUUCUUGAAUUCACUAAUUCUUCGAUUCUUGUAGAUUGUUAGAUUCAAGGAUCUUUAUGUGUUUUAGUUCCUGAUUGCUUGUAGUUCAGAAUCCUGUCUUCUUUAUUCCAAGGGUGGAUUAGGAAGAACCGGGAAUUAUUUGUUGCUACAUGAGUUUUCUAAAUGAGCAACUAUUAAUUUUUGUGAUUUGGGAUUUGUGAUCAUCACCGCUAGUAAUAUUGGAAUUGACGGCUAUCGAUUCUUUUCAGUAAAAAGGAACCGAUUGCCGUCCAUUACAAUUAAAUAUUAUUUUAUGGAUCGUAAACGCAAAUUUUUCUUGAGUCAAAUAGUACUCAAUAAAUUACCAAAUUACAAAUUACUUGGAUUCCUAUUCGUCUAUUUUUCAACACUCCUGAAUUAAUGAAAUUUAGGGUUCCAGGAUUGCUUCAUUAGUCGAUGCUUGGAUUAUGUAUUCUACAAUUUCUAAAUCAGUCCAAAUUCCGUACGGAUACUUAGCUUAUCGUUUUCAGGGUUUCCAGGAUUCUUGAAUUUCAUACUUUCAAGAUUUUUGCAUUUCUGUAUUCCGGAGUUUUUGAGUGCCGUAAUCCCUGCAUUUGAAGAUCCCUGAAUUAUUUGCUUCAUGAUCUUCUGGUAUCAAGAUUUCAUUUCUACCUAAUCUUCGAUUCGAAUAGUACACCUGUUGGAUUUUUUCGUCCCUGAAUCUGUAUAUUACUAGCUAUCUUCGUUCUUGGACUCAAGGAUUCUACUAUCUCUGGUACUUGAAUUUCUAGGUUAUUGAGAUUCUCAGUAAUGUAUUUUAUUCGGUUAUUCUUUCUGAGUUAAUUAUUACAUGGAUUCCUGGUCUCUUACAUUUCAAGAGUUCCUGGGUUUAUGGAGUCGAGGAUCUAUGAAUAAUUUAAACUUUUCAAUUCCUGAAUUGUAAAAAAAUCGUAUGAAUUCCUGGUUGUUCAGUUCUUGGAUUCCAUGAUCGUGAAAUGUUUGAUUUUUUAGGAUUCCGUGGUGCUCCAAAUUUAUUAAUUACUGGGCACUUAGGGCUGUUUUCCUUAGUUUCUGCGUUUGUAGGUUAACAAUUUUGAUCGGAAUAUUAAUCCUUUUUCUGGGAUUCUGAUUUGUGACUUGCUAAUUUAUCGUGUUUAAUGAUUGAUUGAUUUCUUAGUCAUGUCAUUUACUUCACUCAACAGGAAUCUCAAAAUUACAGGAUUUUAGUCAGUAUGUCGGGAUACCUAGACAUAAGAUAUCUUGUAUUCCAGAUCAAUCUGAUUUCUGAUUUAAUUACAUCAUGAAGUUUUAGAUACACUCUUCUCAAUGUCAAUUAGAAAGACCUGUAAGCCAAUAAUCUGCUGCGAAGUUUAUUGGAAAAGUUGCCCAAAAUUACACAACGAGAUUGUUAUGCCAAGGAUCGGAUUGGAAUCUUUUACUUCGAGAUCCAUGAAUAUCAUAAAUUUAUCGAUUAAAUAAAUUGGUAUGUAUUAAAAUCGAAUUGGAUCUGAAAUUUCUAGGUUUCAACAUGGACUAGCAACCCUUAUUCACUGAAUUAUCAAAGUUAUUCAUUCGUUAGCGCACUGUAUUUUCAAACUCCCACAUUUCUAUUCUAGAAUCUUUGCGCCAUUACAUUCAUUGAUCGAUGAAUUUAUUACCCUGAAUCUGCAUUGUAAGUAGGGGUUUCUCCACUACUUAAGUUCAAACUUUUUCCUGUCUGGCAGACCCUUAUUGACAGGGCGGCUUUGGCACUUCAGUCAGAAUUUCGGAUUUCCUUACAUAACCAGAAAAGGUAAACAGGUGCUCCCUUAUUGGAACCGCCCUAGCGACGAUGGCGAAUUAACGCCGGAUCUACUCCUUGUGAGAUGUCCCAGAAGUCACGGCAGUGUAAUUCUCAAGGGGCACCUUUGGUCUGCCUGCUUCGCUCUCCUUAACUGUUAGCUGUGAAGGAGAGCGGUUCAUUCGGCUGAACCUUCACUGCGAUGGCGGAAGGCAUCUUCUGGGUCCUGAUUGAGAAAGCAAGUAGCGCCUUGGCGCUUAGCUAAGCUUGUUCUCGGACCAAGCUUUUCUUUCGCGAAUGGCACGCCCAAUUUCGCGGAAUGGACUGUCCAGCAGGAACUUGUUCACGAUCGAAAAGAACUUUUCCUUGCCAAAAAAUCUGCCUCAUCUCAACUGUCAUCCGAAAUGACCAGCAUAACCAGCAACUUCAUUUUUUUUUUUUGGCAAAAGAAGAAUGGUAGCCUAUUUAAACUUUAUGCUAACUAUACAAAUUCACACAAAACAAAUUAUCUAACCUAUCUGCACGAACAAAACCGUCCAGAAACGCAACAUCGAAAAAAAUUGACAUCUAAAUGUAAAGGGUAAAGAGCAGCGGGUAGUAUCAUAUUCUGUAAACAAAUACACUCUAUAGAGUGUAUAGACGAAAAUAAGUAAAUUUCACCCAGUGCUAAAUUGUUACCCUGAUGGAUUACAGUAGUACGACGAAUCGAUUCUUCAAACGAGUAUGGUUCCAUCGAAUCUGAGUCCCGGUGAAUUUUGCUGUGGUGUUUCCCAGAAUGCAGAACAAAAUAAGCUAUUCGUCAUAAUAUGAAACAGGUCUCAUGGAUUCAUGCAAUCUAACAUUCACUCGGUCAUUGUUCAGUAAGCUGACCACCUUAUUCUACCGUUAUGAUGAUCGUAUGAUCGUUUCAUAGAAUCGGGUAUGUCAGAAUUCCAUAUUCUUACAAUACUAGUUUGCUUAUUGCACUGCAGACCCCAUGGAAUCCUGAGUUGGCGAUCUCCUGGAUUUCGGCAUUCCAUCAUUCGAGAAGCCAUAAAUUUCAAAAUAUGUGCUUCGGCUCCUAUAUUACUAGUUUCCUAAGUAUGUGGAAUCUGAAUGUCUUAGCUUUUGUAGCCCACUUCUGGAAUAGCUUUUAUAUCGUUAUAGAUUCUAGGAAAGGCUCAUAUUCUUACUGUGGGGAUUAAAUCAAUUUUUUUAUAAUGCUUAUACUUGACAUGGUUAGUUAUGGUAAUUUCACGGUUCUUAAUUCGAAUAUCUAACACUCUUUUCACUUAUCACAAGGAUUAAUUAAACGCGGUAGAUUUCUUUCCGAGUUCUAUUCCCACCCGAUGGCUCGCACUCAUUUCUUUCCACAGUUCGCACUCAUUUUACUGAUUUACAAAUGCCGAGGGUUAAACUAAGAGCAGAUUUUUGUCUCUUAGUAAUUUUCUUAAAACACCUUUUAAUUCACAUUUCAUUGAUGCCAUACAUUUCACUGAAAUUUUUUUUCUUUCGAAAAAUAAACUAAUGUACUCUGCAUUCACGUGGUCAGGAAACUUUUUGGAUAUUCUUUUAAACUGAUUUCACUGAUAUUACCGAAAUUACAGAAUUCACUUAUAUCACUGAUUUCGCACAUUUUACUGAACAUAUUGCUUCCACUAAUUACACAUGGUUUGCGUUCUCAAUGACUUUUUGCACAGCAGCAAACUGAUGUCCCGAAAGUAAACAUUAUUUCGUUAUGCAUAAAACAAACUACAACGCGACACUAUUUAUAAGCGGUAAAAUUCUGUUUUUUUCUUAUCGCCACAGUUUACACAAAACAAAUCGGAAACACGUUCUGAUGCACUCCAAAGCCCUCUUGGUUGUAUCCGCCCCUUUCAUCAUUGAUUCUGAUUCCCCACAGGUCCAACUCCGCAGGUAUUUUGCUCGCUUUGGCACCUUUCCCCCGCAAGGUAGAACAAAAAACAACCAGUUGUCUGUGAGAAAGUUCACUUGUGGGAUAAAAUGAAUGCAAACAGUGCAGGUGUGUGUUAUCUGUACUUGGUGCCCACUGUUUACCAUCUUUUAAAGCGCAGAUGGGGUGAAAGAUCACUCCAGUGCUGCAGUCUGACACUCUCGCCGUCGCAUUCGACCACAGUCUAGGUGCUUCCCGGAUCGCACUCGACGGGGGACCCCUUUCCUGAGCCUAGCUCGAAACCCCAAGUCAUGGCAUCCUGUAUGGCUGCAGAGAAGAAUGUUUUACUACCGUGUGAAACUUGACUUUUAAGUUAAUUGACAACCCCUUUGUGUCACACGAUGGCAACCAGAUUCGCACCUCCAGCCAUCGCCGCCUGCCACGCGACGUACAUCAAAAGUCUUUGCUCGCACUUGUCGCUCGUUUUGUCCGCUAUAAAGGGUUAAGGGGUUCUGUGCAGCAGAAUUGCACAAUAGAGGGUGAAUUGGUGAUGGUGCUACCGACCCUAGCUAUAGGGAGAGAAUCGUUUUACCAACGGACCGGAGCGAUCAAUCGAACAGGUGGUUGUCUUGUUUGGGCAAUGAAACAAAACCACCGUUCUUUGUUCCCGAUCCAAACAACGGGACAACACACGGUUGAUUGGAGACGCACAUAAACUGCACAUGUAGGUUACUUUCGGUUUGGAAUGGUAGAGGGAGCGCAGCCUGGCGAGGGGUUGACACAUUUGUUCCAUAUUGUGUCGUGUGUUAGCAGGGGCACAUAAAAUGAGGGUGUUUAUUAGUGUGAAACUUUGCCGAGCUGAGGGUGAAAACUAGGACAAGUGGGGAUUUUUGUGAAGAACUCACGUGUGGUUUGAUAAGUGUUGGCAUAAUUGUAUUCAGUGGCCCGGCGGGGGAUUGGUAUUCAGGUGUUUUUGCUUUGUUUUACUUUCUAAUGAGGGAAGUUUUCGUAAGUUACCGAAGGAUCGGAAUGUAUUGUUUGGCUGAAGCAACUUCAAUAGUUCGGGAACAUUCGAAUAUCAAUCUAAGUAACCCGAUUUUCAAAGUAAUUUACAUUUAAUAGUUCACGUGAACUCAUCUGCUAAAUAUUAUCACACAGAACAGACAUAAAAGUAAAAAAAAAACAUUUCAAAAAACCUUCAACGUUCAAAUGAAAAUAUUGUACUCUUCCCACCAACCUGGACUCCGCACUUUUAAAGUGCGAGUGAUCAAACUGCUACUGAAAACUGCGAGCUGUCAAAACACAUGUAUUUCAAGUGAUAGAGAUGGUACUUCCAUAGACAGACCAGUCGAACUAACCAGUCUAUGAGAAGAGUUUAAUAGAAGAAUAGUAAGUGCGCAUUGCGAUUAGAAUCCAGUUUAUAAGCCACAAGCAAUACGUUUCAAAUCAUCAUCGCACUCAAAUUCGCACACGUGAUCCACCCUUGCAUCGAAGUUUGCACGCAAUAUUGUUAGUCCAUCGUAGCGAAGGCGUUGUAUUAGUUUAAAGGUGCGCCGACAAUGAAGCCCAAUCUAUCUAUCGAACCAGUCAGUCAAAGUAACCGUCUUUCGGAGAACUUGCAGGAAAAGUAUUAGUGUUGAAUGAAAUAAUAUCAUGGCAAAUUAUUUCAAUCAACGAAUUCACUCCGCAUGAAUGUUUAGUAAAACUUGCUCUAAGUUACUCAAAGUUAUAGAAAAAAUUGUGGUUGCCAGAAACAAAGAAAAAUAGUCAUCGUUUUAUGCAGUGUUGCGAAUUUCUCUGUACGGGACUCUAUAAUACACAGACUUUAGAUAGUAGUUUCUAGUAUAGACACUUUAUACACAGACUAGCGAAGUGUCAAAAAGUGUAGCCAAACGUUUAUGGUUGCUAGUUUUACAGUUUUUCCCUCCGCUACUCUAUUAUAUAAAGUGUCUGUAGUUUCUAGUUGUUGCUAUUUCAGAACGACAGACUAGCUACUUACACACAUCGUAAACUUUUCUUGAACGUCAGUUUUCUGUGGUAUUACUGGAACCAAAGUCUAAUAAGAUUUAAUUAUUUCAUUGCUACUACCACCAAUUCAAUCCAUUCCAUUUUUUGUGUAAGUCAAUCGAAAACUACCGACACCGACAGCCUCCCUAGAGAGAUCAACAGCUUCCGAACAUUCGGAACAGCUGAUUACCGGGUACCGACUUCCUUCUACAAACGAACAAGUUUUCCCCUCCACAUAAGAACAUGGCAGCUUGACACGGGAACGCUGCUUGCCCCUCCAACAACGCAACGGGAAACUCAAACUAACAAAACACAUUACAGACUGCGAACAAGAAAAUUCACUCCAACAAUUUUGUUUCGUUCCAUCCGAUCCGCUCCACCACAUCCGACGGUCGGUCGGUCGCUCGAUUGGCUCAUCCCUCUAGAUCUGGGGCUGUGUACAACACAACGGCGAAAGAGUACGAGACGAAUUAAAAGCCAACAUGUGUUCUACAAGAAGCUUUCACUUUUGAUGACGACAAGUUCUUACGUUUUCUUGUACUUGCUUUCGGAUGUGCCGGCUGUAGGUUUUAUGAUUUAAGGUGAAAAACGAGGAAAACUACAUGUACCUUUUACCUCCGCGGAAUUAUCAAAGUAACGCCAUAUUUUAAUACCAAAAAAAAAAACUUCACAUUUUUCAUCAACGUACCCAUGACUUUUUCUCACGUUCGCCUUGCUAUUGUGUGCGAUAAUGACGUCCUCAGUUCUAGGGCGACAGAGCCGACGCAAGAAAGCUCAACGGAUUUGACGUAAUAGCAGGUAGGCCUGUAAAAUCUUGACUUAAGAAGUGCUUUUCCGUACAGGAUAAAAGUGCUCCAAACGUCAACAUUCGAAAGGAACUGGCAGUCAUCUGGGCAGUAGGAAGUACGAAAAACGCUAACCAGGGAUGCCACAUUGAUAUCUAUGUUUCGGUCAAAAAAAUCUUUUUACCAUCUGUGAUGACUGAAACAGGAAAAAAAUCUGUGAAAAUCUGUGAUAUAUUUCCCUAAAAUCUGUGAAAAAUCACAAUAUUUUCAAAAAUCUGUGGAAAUCUGUGAAAUUUUCAUCAAAAUGCCAAAAAUCUGUCAUCUGUGAAAAAGAAUCUGUUAUCAAAAAUUGUGCAAAAAAUCUGUGACAUUACAGAAAAAUCUGUGAAUAUGGUAACCCUGACGUCAACCCUAGUACCUGGCAAGGAUGCCACAUUGACAGUUGUGAUUUAGUGAAUCUUUUCACCGUCUGUGAUGACUAAUGCAGAAAAAAAUCCGGCAAAAUCGGUGUAAAACUUCCAAAUUUUUUUGUGAAAUUCGUCAUAUUUUCUUAAAUCUGUAGAAAUCUGUGAAAAUUUCAUAAAAUCCCCAAAAAAAACUGUCCUCUGUGAAAAAGAAUCUGUGACCAAAAAUCGAUAAAUAAAUCUGUGGCAUUACAGCAAAAUCUGCGAAUAUGGCAACCCUUGCGCCUGGAUGGUUCGGCGCUGUGUCACAACUUGUUGAGAUUGCGACGAAAAAACACGGAUUUACUUUCUGCCGGGAAAUAAGUUUCCGGCUCGGGUGUGUGCUGCUUUCGGAAAAAGGAAUGCUCGAUGGUGGGCGUUGUUGCUGGAUUUUCUGGAUCAGCAAGUAAACUUUCGAUUUGAAUUUGAAAUCUCAAAAACACCGAGAAGGUUGGGAGUGAGGCUACGACCAUGCAUAAACACGCUUUUUGUCAGAACAUUGUUUGACUUAGCUACCAGGGAUGCCACAUUGAAAUCUGUGUUUCGGUCAAAAAAUCUUUUUACCAUCUGUGAUGACUAAAACAGGAAAAAAUCUGUGAAAAUCUGUGAUAUAUUUCCAAACAAUCUGAAAAAAAUCACAAUUUUCCAAAAAUCUGUGAAAAUCUGUGAAAUUUUUAUCAAAAUGCCAAAAAUCUGUCACCGGUGAAAAAGAAUCUGUGAUUAAAAAUUGUGAAAAAAAUCUGUGACAUUACAAAAAAAUUUGUGAAUAUGGUAACCCUGAUAGCUACUCGCUCUAUUCUGAAUGUGAACCUUUCAUUUGGUACCAAUCGAAUCAGGGAUGCCGGGUUAUAUUUCUUGAAAUCCGUGCGCAGCGUAUGUAAAAAACUGUGCAAAUCUUUGUUAAGGAAAACGUACAAAUUUUUCUCAAAACAAGAAGUGACGACCAUUUUUUGUUAGUUUUUCAAGGCAAAAAUUGAGCGCGAGGUCAAAAGUUAACCCAUUCAUUCCCAUGUUGUUAUUUCAAUUAGUCUGAUUGUGUUCCGAUGGAGCAGUGCUGUCAGGAGCAGUUUACAUUGACGACGAAAAAAUAAUUUUUCAUAUAUCUUCGUUAUGUUGCAACAUUAUUGAAAACUGAUAAAAUUUAUCAAUUUAGACUGUCUUUGGCUACGUUUUCCACUUAACUGAACGAUUGUAAAUAUACUAGGAGAAUUGUAUUGAGCAUUGAAAGGUAAAAAUUGAGUAGCUUGUAGCACUGCGAGGAAAGCACCUAUUUUUAUGAAAAAAGGCUUUUCGUGUAUCUUUACCCCACCUUUUUCUAGGAAAAAUAGUUUUGAAACCCUACAUGCACUGGAAAAAAGUUGGGCAUGACAGGGUUAAGAAAUCAGUGCUAGUCCGUGCAUUAUAAUAGAAAUCUGUGUAUUAAAACAGAAGUCUUGGGAAUAUGUGCAGUUUCAAAAAUCUGUGCAGAACAUUGAACAUCUGUUAAUCACAGAUCUGUGUAUCUGGCAUCCCUGCAAUCGACAUACACGCUGAAUUUUAUUUAUACAUCGAUAGCAUACUUUUCUAUCUGCCUCUCGUUUCUUCUGUAGUAAAUUUUAUACAUUGGAUAUAUUCGGUCUAUCCACUCAUUGACAGCUUACUAGAAGUACAUGCAAGAAAAACCUCAGCAGAAUAGAAGAGACGGAAAUGGAAAGUAUGCUAACUCUGCAUAUUUUUGUUUCUCAGUGUACGCUACUGCCAUACAGUGAUGGCAGAUUGUCUUUACAUUGAUUCCGCAGAUGUGAGCACUCAGAAGCCAAAUUAGUUUUUUUUAAGUUACCUUCAAAACAGACAGACCUUCAAAACAGACAGAGAUGAAAACACGUCAGGUGUAUGCACGCAUCAUUGCUUUGCCUUCCUUUUUUAUCAGGUUUAGAGAAAAGGUAGGGUCAAUUUGUGAAAAUAUUUGAAGUAAAACUCUUUAAAGAUCUCACGAAGGUUUGCUUUCAUAAUUCUCGCGUGUUUUAUGAAUAGGGCCAAUAAGCAUACUGUCAAAAAUCACUUUGGGAGGAAAUUCUGAACAAACCAAUAAUCGCCGAUUAUAAAUCAGGCGAAAGAGAAUUCUUUUCACUUUUAUAAAAUAUUAGCAUCAAUUCUCUGUGAGUUUUGGUUUGUCCUGAAUUUGCUUAUAGGUCGUUUACAAAAAACACGAGGAUUGCUGAAAAUUGUUAGAUUUCGCCGGAGUGUAGCUCAAAAACAUUAUUAAUUCUGUACUGUUCGUAGAAGGUGGCUCGAGCGUGGUGUAAGCUGCCAAAUCCAGCUGAAUUAUUUUGCCAUAUCCUCGGAUCGCUUGCCAUACAAAGUAUUUCUGGCGAUUUUUAACAGCUUCCUGCCUUUUCCAAUUAAUGUGAAGCUUCCUUGAAAUGUUGGGUCGCUUUAAUUACCUGCUGUAUAUUAGGAGAGAUAUUCAUAGCCAAUUAGUUACUGCAUAUUUCCUGUCAUGUAUGUUCCGUCAACCGUGACAGCAAACUUCGCUAGAACCUUCAAAUACAGUUUACCAGUAUGUGUUCAAGAUACCAAUUAUUGCCGCUCGAUCCGUCACUUUCUGAAAGUAACUUUUGUAACUGUUCAGUUGUCAAUCACAAACCUUACCGAAACAUUCGAAUGGCUCUUGAACGCACGUGUCAUCUUCUCCUGACCGUUUCCGUUAACUGGACGUGAUACACGAUACUCAAGUGUUUUUAGAAUCGGGCUGUGAAGUGCUAAGAAUUGUUCCGAGGUGCGCGAGUAGAAUCUUCCCGCGUAUGUUUCUCUGACAAGCUUCUGUACUCAAAACCAUUCAAAAGCAUAUAACUAAACAUUACACAUUUAACUAUGUUUCAGAUAAAUUGUGUUUUUUCUGCAUUGUUUGAAAAAGGAUCGAUUAUAUAUGUUGCAAUUCUAUCCUGGACAGCCCGUUUCAAAAUUAUGAUUUUAACGUAAACAACACAGAUUUAAAAUUCGAAAAAAAAAACCCUCAGGAUGAAAAGGGUCCUACAUCGAAACGUAGGAGUAACAAGAAUUACUAAACUAAAACUACUAAAUUUUCCAGUAUGUACGGUUAGCGUAAAUAACAGUAAACAUGAUUUUUUGAACACUGUCGAAGUCACGGCUCUCAUUGGUUCUUUGUGUGCUGACAAAAUUAGUGUGUGGCAAAAGUUACGCCUUCAUUUAGUUUGUUGCUAAAUCUUUGUCUAUAAAAGAACGAACACCGGUUAACUAUUUUUCACAUUGUGCUUAGCGGGCGAAUCGAUUAAGGUAGAAGGUUUCAAUGAUGCUCGAAGGAAAAGAACAAUAAGCAAAAGAGAAUAAGAGGAAGAAUAGACAAGCAGUGCUUGCUUACAUGGGCUCGGCGUGGAUUUCUGAUGGUUAAAUUAAAGAACAUACUUGUAUCAGAUUCGCGGACGAUUAAUAUGCUGACGCAAAUUGUUCACUGACGAAAUUAGUCGGUUAAUUAGUCAGUCUAUCUCGAAGCCCCCAAUUUCGUCGGUCAACUGAACUGUCAAAUGUUCUAUAGGGUACUGCUUAAGGAACACCCUAUUUUAAACAAUAUCUUGUAAAUGAAAAGCUCCGGUGUCUUCGAUGAAGUUUUCUAAAAUAUUUACUAAUUUUGGUCAAAAAAAUAAUCAUAAAUUUUCAUCAAUAAUAAUCAGGUAUGUUAGAUUGUUUCAGUUUUAAGUAAAUAGACAGAAAUGAUAUCUAUAAAACUGUGUUUCUAUGAAACAAACUGAACCUUUAUUUUAAAGCAAAAUGAAAAAUUUUGCAUGUCUUCAGCAAACUUUUCUAAAAUUAGUCUUUUUAAAUCUCGUUGAAGGUACCCAGGAUCGCAUAUUUGUCCCAUUUUCUAUAACAUUUCCUAUCUUCAUGAGACUAACUUACGGUCAUAAGCAGUACGGCUUUUGGGAAAAUUAGAACCACCCUAGCUGUAAUGUAAGCAAAAAGAAGAGGCUAACAAAAUAAAAGAAAAUAAAAACAAAAUUUGCAUUCUAGCUCACUUUGCAAUGGUGCCAAAAUCUCCAAUUCAUUUUAUGAUUUUUUACUUCAACCAGUAUUUGAUACAACCUUUGACGUCACUCGAAAGCAAGAUACUUCAACCAGUAUUCAAUUUUAAAGUCUUCCACCUUCGUUCAUUAACAACCUGACUGAAGAUGUCGAGUACCUUCAGUUCAUCGGAAGUAUAAUUUCAUUAUGCAAUCUAAGCAGUAAAUCAUACAAGUCAACAGCUGUCAACAGCAAGAGAAUGGCAUCUUUAACAUUUUCAAGCAUUAUUUAGGUUAUACGAAUUUAGUACAAUUUUAUUCGGUAAUUCAACUCAGCGACAGCAUGGAACUAAAAUUCACUUCCCAAAUGAAAUUAAACCCAAAUACACAUCAACAGUCUUUCCAUUAACAUCGACAAGUUUGCACCCGUGUACAAAAUUUCGUGCACGCGUUCAACCUCAAACAUGCUUUGCCUUUAUGUACAGGUUCACAUCGAACACCGAACCCAAGCGAACGAUGUGCAAACUUAGGUUUAAACACCGUGUACGUACACCGUGUGCGUACAUGAGAAAGGCACACACAAAACAGAAUGAGUCAAUGCUAGUGAUGGUGGAUGAGAGAAAGAGAAAACUAGUAUCAAGAACCUGUGUGUACGAACACGAUGUACGUACGUGAGGUUCGGUUGUGCAGACGAACAUGUGCUCGUGUUUUGGUACGCAUUAGCGCGUUCGAGUUUGCACACGAAAUGAUGGUGUAGGAUGAGCACAGAACUAGAGCGAACAUGCUGUUCGAUGUUCAUUUGGGAAGACUGCACAUCAACGAAUGGGUGAUGAGGCAAACAACCAAACCAUGGUACCUUACACGCAGUAGGACAGGUAUGCAAUUGAUUGUUCUUCGAAGCUUGCUUGAUAAACACAUAAGAAAUUUUGCUGACUUGACACGACAGUUUUGGUUAAAAAUCAAUGUGAGAUGCUCCUUGCAAACCCCCAGACCUACUAUUUCUUUCCCCGAAAGCAGACUUCCCAUGAACAUCGACAAGUUUGUGCCUGUGUACAAAAUUUCGUGCAUGCGUUCAACCUGAAACAUGUUUCGUCUCGAUGUACAUUAGACUGCCCAGAAAAAUGAUGAAUUUUUGAAAACUCAAUCGGCCCACCCCUGAGUCGAUUCCUAAUCUCACCAGGAGUACUUGCACCAAAUUUGAAGCAAAUCGGACAAGUCUAACUACCGGACUAACGUGCCUUAAGUUUGCAUGGAAUUUUUCAACAAUUCACAUGGAGAAUACGCACUAGUUCGUAUUUUCGCCGCUAGGUGGCACUAUAUCCAUCGUAUUAUCACUGUAAGUGAAACUAAGAAAGAUAAUUUAAUUUUCUACAACUUUGUCGAAGACUGCUAGUAAAUCCGGCUUUGUUAAAAGAAGUUACUAAACUCUUAACGAAGUGAUGUCUGAGUCAGUUUUGCAUGGGGCCUAGCAGUGCAUGGUUGUGUAUCAGUACUCGAGUCCUGCGAACAUUUUUGUGAAAUAAUGGUUAGAUUUACCUGAAUAGUAUGUUUAUAAGAAUUGUAGUAAAUAAUACGAGUUACGUUUUGGUUAGAAAAUUUUAGUUCCACCUGUGACCGCAUAGAGGGCGCCACCACUAACUUUUCAUAGAAGAGAUUUAGAGUAUCAAGAUGUUCGGAAGAAAUACUAAAAAAUGCCUAUUCUAUAACUUUGUAGAAGACACCAAAUUUCUAUCUCUCUCCGUUGAAAAGUUAGUGCAGGCGCCCUCUAUGCGGUAACAUGUGGAACUCAAAUGUUCUGAUCCAAGCAUGACUCGUAUUAUUUGCUAUAAUUCUUCUGAACAUACCAUUGAGCUAAACCUAACGAUAAUUUCACAAAAAAUGUUUAGUUCGUGUGAAUCGAGUACUGAUACACAACCAUGCACUGUUAGGCCCCAUGCAAAACUGACUCAGACAUCACUUCGUUAAGAGUUUAAUAACUUCUUUUAACAAAGCUGGAUUUACUAGCAGUCUUCGACAAAGUUGUAGGCAAUUAAAUUAUCUUUCGUAUUUUCACUCACAGUGAUAAUACGAUGCAUACAGUGCCACCUUGCGGUGAAAUUGCGAGCUGGUGGGUUUUCUCCAUGUAAAUUGUUGAAAAAUCCCAUACAAACUUCAGGCACGUUGGUCCGGUAGUUAGACAUGUCCAAUUUGCUUCAAAUUUGGCGCAAGUAUUCCUGGUGGGACUAGGAAUCGACUCAGGGGUGGGCCGAUAGGGGUCAUUUUUUCCCGUCACUCUAAUGUACAUGUUCGCCUCGAAAGUCGAACCCAAACGAACGAUGUUCAAACUCUAGUUGGAACAUCUGUGUGCUUACACCGGGUGCAUAUACGAGAACGGUUCACACUAGGCAAAAAGAAUCAACGCUAGUGAUGAUGAGUGAACAUUGUGUACGAUGUUCAUUUGGGAAGACUGCCCGAAAGACACAAAGGUCGAAAUACAACGAUGAAAAAUUGAGUAGACUAAACACAUCAGAAGUAGAGAUUUAAAUUCCCAUUCAAUUUCGAAGUAUUUUUUUACAUUUACAAAUAAUAUGUGAACAAUAAUUCUCAAACGAUCUUUCGAAAGCCCUAUUUUAAGCAAAUCCCUUAAUAUGGAGCACCAACAGAACAGAAGUUUUGAUAUAAGUUCACUUCACUGAUUUGUCUGCAAUAUCAUCAUGGUGGUGAUGGAAGAUGGACGAAGUUCAAAACUUUUUGAGCGACUUAGUAGAAUGUCACAACUAAUCCUAUUAAGGGGGGUAAAGGUUUCAGCGUGAAAAAAACACUUUAGU